AUGGAAGAAGAGCAUACAUAAAAUAAUAGGAUGCCAUGGGUAGAAAAAUAUCGUCCAAAUAAAAUUGAUGAAGUUAGUUAUUAGGAAGAAGUUGUAAAAUCUUUAGAAGGAGUACUUUAAACUGGAAAUCUUCCACACAUAAUUUUUCAUGGACCUCCUGGAACUGGUAAAACUUCAAGUAUUUUAGCCUUUGCAAAAUAAUUAUAUGGACCAAAUUUCUAUAGAGAUCGUAUAUUGGAAUUAAAUGCUUCAGAUGAUAGAGGAAUAUAAGUUGUUCGUGAAAAAAUAAAAAAAUUUGCUUAAUAAGUAGUUGUGAAAAAUCCUGAUAAGUAAUUUUUUUUUUAUUAAAAUUAAAAAUCGUAUUAAUUAUUUUAAAUUAGAAAUUAUAAAUGCCCUAAUUAUAAAAUAAUUAUUUUAGAUGAAGCUGAUUCUAUGACUACUGAGGCUUAAUCGGCUUUGAGAAGAAUUAUAGAAGAUAAUUCAUCUACAACUCGUUUUUGUAUCAUUUGCAAUUAUAUAACUAAAAUUAUUGAACCUUUAGCAUCUAGAUGUGUAAAAUUUAGAUUUAAACCAAUAGUGGAAGAGGCUUAAUUGUGUAAAUUAAAAGAAAUUUGUGAUAAGGAAUAUAUAUAGUAUGAAGAUUAGGCUUUAGAGAAACUUAUUCACAUCUCUAAUGGAGAUUUGAGAAAAAGCGUUAAUUUAAUUUAAUCAGCUAGUACUUUGUUUAAUAAAUCUAUUAAUUUACAGACUGUUUUAGAAAUUUCAGGGAGUAUACCAGAUGAACAUGUAAUUAAUUUAUAUGAAGUAUUAUUAUAGAAAAAUUUAAACGAAUUAAGAAAAUCUGUUUAAUAGUUUAUUUACUAGGGAUUUUCAGCUGAUUAAUUAAUUAAUUAAUUUUCGGAUAUUAUUUUAUAUUCCAAUGAUAUUAAUGAGAUUAAAAAAGCAAGAAUUUUCGAAAAAAUAGCUUAGGCGGAUUAAGGAUUAAAUGAAAGGGCAGAUAGCGAAUUGUAAAUUUUAAAUAUGUUUUCGUGUAUUCUUUCAAUUUUAACUUCUUAAGAUUUUCCAAGAACUUGA
Molecule: messenger RNA, 1074 nt
Organism: Ichthyophthirius multifiliis
Lineage: Eukaryota; Ciliophora; Oligohymenophorea; Hymenostomatida
Product: replication factor C, activator 1, putative
Exons: 5
Biological process (GO): DNA-templated DNA replication; DNA repair
Cellular component (GO): DNA replication factor C complex; nucleus
Molecular function (GO): ATP hydrolysis activity; DNA clamp loader activity; ATP binding
Source: RefSeq, a predicted model, not a curated record